AAUAAAGACAAAGGAAUUUAUCGACAAUUUUGAGACACUGCUUUCAACACAAAGAUCAGGAAAAAAGACAAAAUAAAAUGAUGUACCAAUUACCUUCAUGCAAUCCCAGAAAAACAAUCUCAAUUAAAACUGAACUUAGAGAUUCACUAUCAUGCCUCAACAUUGUAUGGUCCAAUAUCUUUGAGACUGUAGACUCAGAGAUAAAUCCAGACAGAGCUAGACAGUAUGAGACUGACUUUCUCAAAGGAGCCCCACCAACAUGGCCGAAUUUUGACAAAUCAGCAAACUUACAAUUGGUGGAAAGGGAUGGCUUUAAUGAUUUAAUACAGUUAAUCAAUAACAAAAAAAGAAAAAGCUGUCUCGUCACUGAUGUUUCUUUACAAUACCAGCCUGGCAGUGGAGGAUCAACCCUCGCCAUGCAGGUGCUUUGGCAUUUCCGGAAAGAUCUCAGGUGUGCCAGAGUGAUUGAUUCAAUCAAUGAUGGCUUAGACACAAAAGAGCUGUCGAAACAAGUGGUGGACCUUUUUCUGCUGUCUAAAGAGAAACAUGCAAAACAAGAUUGGAAAACUGUGCUGCUGCUGCUAGACACCAAGGAAAAGAUGGACAAUGAUCUGCCUAUCAAGAAUGAUCUCUGGGAAAACCUGAUUGAAGAAAUACAUAAUAGGGACAUUGAUACUCAAACUCCAGUUGUGAUCAUUUUGAACUGCAGCACUGCAGACUUCAGUCUAAACGACACAAUGAUUCAUGACUCCAAACUCUCUGAAGAGGAAAUCAGACAAUUCAAGGAAAAACUGCUGCAACAGAUCCGACUACAGAGAAAAAGCCAGUGGAAAGUUACAUCCAUAAAUCUGUUGUACCACAAAGACAGCAGCGGAUCAGCAGUAGCCAGGGAGGUACUGCAGGACCUGAGGGAAGAGUUCACCUGUGAAAUCCUGACAGAACCAUUCACAACAGAGAUUACAGAGAAUAAAGAAAGGUUUACAAGACAGAUUGAAGAUAUGGCAAACACACUGCUCGAAAUAUAUGAAACACAUAAAAAACCUAUGCUUCUCCUGUUGGAUCACAAGGAUGAUAAACCACUACGCUACUUAUUAAAGAAUCUGCAGUCAAAGCUUCAGCGCUCUGAUCGACCUGACCAUCCUGCAUUCAUCAUUAUUAAUGCUGUGAGGAAGAGCGUUGUUCGAGCGCCAGGCCACGUAAAGCUGAAACUGGAGCUCUUACCAGAUGAGAAGGAGAAGUUUGCUCAGAAAAGGCAGGAGAUUGAAAAGAAACACAGGAAAAUAUCAAAAACGUUUCAUGCCUUUAACAUAAUGCAGGGAGGUUUCCAGAAAGAGGAUGCAGAGAAAGUCAUCACAGAAGAAAUGGUCAAUCACAUUGGAAAAGACAAACAGUCCAGCAGCACAAGACUUCUCAGUUUUUUGGCUUUGAUAAAUUCAUAUGUCCCAGGUUCACACUUGUUGAAACCUUUGUGCAAGAAAUUCAUUGAGCAAACAAAUGAGAGAAAGCCUUCAGUGGAAAUGAUAAUGAAGCCUUUCAUGGAUCUCAUAGUCAUUUUCUCUGACGGAGAGCAAAACUGCAUACGUCUGAAACAUCCCAUGAUCGCUGGUGCGUGUCUGAAAAUGUUCACUGAGAACAAUCUGACAAGAUCUGACAUCGCUCUUGACUUCUUGAACAGCAUGGUUAAUGGAAAUGAGAGUAACUAUAAGCACAUCUGCAAGAGAAUGUUAGUCACAAGACCAGACGGUCUGAUAGAAAAGGAGAAGUUUUCCAGACUGAUUCUUGACAUCAAAAGGGAAGGUAAAACUAACAAAUGCAAAUGCAUCAGUUUGUUGGAGAGGGCUUCGAAUUUGUUCUCCACAGACCCUUUUUAUCCUCAAGCACUUGCACGUUUGUAUUACAUUGAGGUAAAUGAGGAAGACAAAUAUCAGGAGGCAGAAAAAUGGGCAGAAGAGGCCAUUGAAAGAGACCCCAAAAAAUCUCAUAUUAGGGACACACUGGGGCAAGUUCACAAAAACCAUCUGUCAAGGAUCUGGAAUAAAGUGGAAAAGUGGAAAAAUGUGGAAAAACCAUGUACAGACAUAAACACACGUUUGGCCAUUGCAAAGUCUGCCAUCAAUGCAUUUAAACGUGAAGAGAAGGCAGCUGAAGAUGAGUUAGAUGCCAACGCCAUAUUCAAUAACAGGGGCCACUUUGGUUUUCUGCAGGUUUGCAAGGAAAUUUAUGAUUUGAGGCCCUUAAGUCCAAAUAAUCCUCUUCAACAAAAAUACCAUGAUUUCAUCAAUGGUCUCAGGGGUAAAAUUGAAUCAAAAUAUGACUUCUUUGAAUGCUACCUGACAUUCUCAAGCAACAAAAAAGAUGACCCAGACUACUUUCGUAGAGAUGUUGAAGAUUGCUACAAGCGAUAUUUUACACAGGGAGACCAGAAUGAAGAAAAUACCCUUAAUGAGAAAAAAAUGAAGUCUUUUGCAGGACUGCUUCAUUUCCUAGAAUCUGACAUUGAUGUGCUUGAACAGAAUUUGAUUGCAACUAAAAAGCCCCGGUCCAAAAGUGAAACCCAAACCAUUCUCUACAUUUUUGCCAAUAUCAUCUUGAAUCAGUCUGACGAACCCUCUGAAAAAACAAAAAAUCUUCAGGACAUGUUACAGAAACUCUGGUCGACAGAAGCUCAUGGCAGAAGCCCAGAGUUUUACCUCUUGAUCCUUUUGCUCUUUUGGCCUGAUCAAGCAAAGAAGGCAAAGCCAAAACCUCCAAACCUUGAAAACUGUGUGAAAUAUAUGAGUCAGUCAUACGAGAGAAAGUAUCAGAAAUACCUUCACAGUCGCCACCUGGUGCCUCUGUUCUUCUAUGGGAAAGGAGAAGGCUUGCAGAGACUGGUUCAUGCCUUAAAACCUCAUCAACAUGGUUUGAAGAGACCGGUUCACUCAAAGCUAGAUAAAACUGAUCUGGAUCUCCUGACUGAAGGAGAUGGAAGUGUAGAAGUCAAAUGUCUUCAGCGUAUCGAUGGGAAGGUGGAGGAUCAUAAAGUGUUUGCUGUUAGAAAUGGGCAACAGAUUCCAGUCGUCGCUCACAAUCGGGCCAGUGUGUGCAGACGAGGCCAAGUGUCGUUCUACCUCGGCUUCACGAUCAGAGGACCCGUCGCCUACAACAUCAGAUAUCAGAACUGUUUGCAAAAAAAAACAAGACGAAAUCAAGAAGAAACAGGAUGAGAAAGAGGAGAAGAACCACAAAAGUGGAAAGAAUGAAGAUGGACCCGAAGGCCAAAGAGAUGCUUAAAUUACUAAGACAGCAGCAAAGAAGUAAUUUGAAAUUGAUUAUGCUUAUUAAACAAUCAUAUAAGUUGAAUACUUUUAUGUGUGACCUGGAACAGAUUACAAACGAGGUUGAAGCUUUGACUACAAAAGCUUCAGCGCCGGUUGAGUCUGAAUAUUGUGUGUAAAGGCCAAAAGGUCAAAAUGCAAACUGGCCAAGAUGUAUGUUUUUGUUUUUCAUUUUUUAAAAGUGUUGAGGCAAGCUAACCACAAUGUAUGCUUCAGUUGCUGAGCAAGAAGCCUUAAGGGGAACUAGUACUAACCAAGUUAACCACAGUGUUUCGGUUGCUGAAACGAGAAGUAUUAAGGAGAACUGGUACUGACCAAGACGUAUGCUUUUACCGCAAGCUAACCAAUAUGUGUGUUUGUUAAUGCAAGCUAAGCAAGCUGUAUGCCUUUUUUUGCAGAACUAGAACUGUUAAAGGGAGCCAGUGUGAAGGUCGUGAAGUUCAAGUUAGUAAAAUGUGUUAAAAGUCGUUGAACGGGCAUAGCCUGUAGAUGACCUGUGUAACUUAUAUUUCGACAAACAAGGAGAUGUUUUAUGUCAGGAAAAAGGAUGUGUUCAGACUAUAUAUAUUGGGAGUUGUACAACAGAAGUUUGCCACACCUCUGGUGAAGACUUUACUCGCUUUUAUGUUCUUUGUAAUUUUUUCUGUAUCGUGUUAUUAAACCGAAGCCAUUGUAUUUGGUGAUUCGUAAACCUCUCUAAACAAGUCUCAGAGUGAAAAUUGACUUUUACAUAAAACUAUUAUCUGAACCUGCAAUUAAUUUACUCCAACGAGCCUCAAGAGCACCGGACCCUGACUGAGCUGGACUCCACCUUGAAAACUUUGAUCGUCAUACAACGCUCUCAAUCCAAGAGUUCAUGGAUGAUCGAAUGCUGUCAUUCAGAGUAUAAAUCUCUUCAUUGACACUGAAAUGCUCAACAGUUCAGCUCAUACAAAACAAGAAAAACGUUCCUCUUUCUUCUCAGCUGGAUGUGAAAACAAGACUGUACAAGAACAAGACAACCUUUACUGCAUCAUGUUUAUAUGAUAAUAUUUAAUGUGAUUAUUUUUGAAUUGCACUGUAUGAUUUACCUCUUCAACUAGGUGAAUGUGGGACCGAAUUUAUCUACGAACUCAAAUGUCAAAGACAAAUUUGAAAUGUCUUCUAUUUUUGUUUCUAUGUUCUGAAGAAAGAAUUGUGUGUGUUGGGUAUAAUCUAACAGACAAUUAGAUAAUAAUUAUUAGUUGUAAGCAGAGUUCAGUCAUGGUACUUUUCACCUAUUUCCAGAGAGGAUGUGUUAGGAAAGGGAGAAAAAUCUGAAAAAUAUUAUUCAUAAUUGUGGUGGUGGGUCUGUAAAUUCAAAUUAUUUUCAAGGGGUUUUGAGCUCAUUUAUUCCAAAAGAGGCCAUAUCACAAUAUCUCUUUCUUUAUCUGAACAGCAGGUC
Messenger RNA from Megalobrama amblycephala (Wuchang bream), 4740 nucleotides. Its product is annotated as sterile alpha motif domain-containing protein 9-like. Gene Ontology annotation, molecular function: protein binding. The coding region runs from base 78 to 3206 and encodes 1042 amino acids. The record is from RefSeq and is a predicted model, not a curated record. The transcript has 3 exons. NCBI's taxonomy places the organism in Eukaryota, Metazoa, Chordata, Actinopteri, Cypriniformes, Xenocyprididae. Gene Ontology annotation, cellular component: cytoplasm.